AUCAUUCCAAUACCUACAACAUAAUACAAGAUGGCUAUUGCUAAGAACUUACCAAUCUUAAAGAAUCACUUCAGAAAGCACUGGCAAGAAAGAGUCAAGGUCCACUUCGACCAAGCCGGUAAGAAGGCUGGUAGAAGAACCGCCAGAUUACAAAAGAUUGCCAAAGAAUCUCCAAAGCCAGUUGACUCUUUAAAACCCGUUGUCAGAUGCCCAACUGUCAAAUACAACAGAAAAUUGAGAGCAGGUAGAGGAUUCACCUUGGCUGAAAUCAAGGCCGUUGGUUUGACUCCAAAAUACGCCAGAACCAUUGGAAUCUCUGUUGACCACAGAAGAGUUAACAGAAGUGACGAAAUCUACGACUUAAAUGUUGCCAGAUUACAAGAAUACAAGUCUAAGUUGGUGUUGUUCGACAAGAAGACCACCAAGGAAGAAAUUGCCAAAUUCGCCGAUGUUUCCAUUAAGUCCACUUUCCCAAUUGCUCAAGUGCCAGUUGAAACUGCCCCAAGAGCCGUUGAAGUACCAGAACAAAGUGCUUACAGAACCUUGAGAUUGGCCAGAUCCGACAAGAAGUACAAGGGUAUCAGAGAAAAGAGAGCUAAGGCCAAGGCUGAAGCUGAAGCUGAUAAGAAGAAGAAGUAAAUGGGGUGAAGUUUGCCUUAUUUAUACGAUAGUUCUUGUGUAGAUAUACCUUUUAAUUAAUAGUAUGGUUAUUUGAAGGGUGUAGUUAAUGUAUAUCGCAUUCUG
This is a messenger RNA of Yamadazyma tenuis ATCC 10573, 744 nucleotides long. RefSeq names its product 60S ribosomal protein eL13 (gene RPL13). Gene Ontology annotation, cellular component: cytosolic large ribosomal subunit; ribosome. The record is from RefSeq and is a predicted model, not a curated record. Gene Ontology annotation, molecular function: RNA binding; structural constituent of ribosome. Lineage: Eukaryota; Fungi; Ascomycota; Pichiomycetes; Serinales; Debaryomycetaceae. Gene Ontology annotation, biological process: translation.